CUCCGUCCUCCGUUCCAAGUACCGACCCAUCAAAUAUUCCAAAUACCUUUCAUCGUCGUCCGGUCAUCUGGCGGGUCACAAAUCCUGCAAACUUUCAAUCAAGUACGUUUUGUCGACUCACCUUCUUGUUCUUUUAAGUGUAGAGCUUAUGCAGGUACGCAAAACAUUUCGACAUGACGUUUCGAAAUACGGACGGGACCUUGUGGACUGAUGAUCGGCGGUUCUAUCUCGAUGCUCGUACCAAUUCAUGGGUUCCUUGCAUGCAGCCCAGCACUGCUAGCACCGCCAGCACCGCCAGCACUUCAAGUGCGACCAAUACGGCCGGCGACAGCGCACCGAACCACAACUAUUACAAUCUCCCCGCCUCGUGGCCGCCCUCCGCUACGGGCGCGCAAGACCCCUGGAUAACCCAGCAGCCGGCGCAACCAGUAAAUGUAUUAAACCGGCCGACGCCGGGCGUGCCUGUUCCAUCUCCAGCCAAUAUCUAUAUACUCCUUGAAGUUAGAGAGGCCGCUUCAAGGUCCCCGUUCUUGGCGGCCUUUGUGGAAGCCGCGGACAGGACGUCGCGUGGUGGGCUGUAAUGGGGUCGGCCACAUCGCGGUGGGUCAACUGUCGAGGUCUUACCAUUGGGAGGGACGGCACAAGGGCAAAGGGCAAAGGGAAAAGGUGGUGGUGCGGAUCGAACCUGAAUGUCUUCUGCGUCUUGACUUUUAUACCAAGCUGUGUAUACUAUCACAGCUACUCUGUUUCUUGUUUUCUUUGGCUCUCCAAUGGCGUCAUAUUCAUGUUGUAAUCCUCUGAGCUUAGGCAUAGCAUAGUCACGUGUUAAUCGAAUCUGUAACACUCGGGC
Molecule: messenger RNA, 850 nt
Organism: Mytilinidion resinicola
Lineage: Eukaryota; Fungi; Ascomycota; Dothideomycetes; Mytilinidiales; Mytilinidiaceae
Exons: 1
Coding region: 174-581 (135 amino acids)
Source: RefSeq, a predicted model, not a curated record